CGGUUUCUUUUUUAAACACACCAAAAGAAUCUGAACCAAAAUUUUGUACUUAUUCCGAUCACCUCCUUUUUCCGUCACCGGCGACUUCUGAUCCUAAAACUUGUUAAUAUUUUCGCCGGAGAUGGAUAAUCCGGCUACCGUCCGUCGUUUACUGAGCGGUGACGUCAUGGUUUCCGUACGUGACGUGCGCACCUAGCCUAAAACCUAACUAUAGCUUAAAACCCUACGCGAAAGCGAGCGAAACGUAGCAGAGAUUAGAAGUUAUUCCUUGUUGUUUUCUAACAAAUCGCCAUUAAAGUAGUGAAAUAAUCAUAUAAUAUUGCUAAUCUGUAAAGAUAAAAUCAUCAGUUUUGCAGGUUUUUCUAGAGAUUUAAGCGGAUUUCUAGGUUUUCGUGCCGCGUGAUUCCGUUCGUAUAAUAUGCUGUGUUUUUGUAGUUACAGCUGUUUGAAAUUAGUUUUUUAUUUGUAGAAUUUGUUGUUUGUGAUUUCUGAAUCGAACGAAUGAACAAUUGCGUAUCGUCAUCAACAAAUUUAGGUUUUCGUAAGAACAAUUAGGGUUAGGUUACACGGUAUCAUCACUUUAUCUUCAAUUUAUCGUCAAAUCGGAAGAAGUUUGUGCUAUGCCGUUGACGAUGAAGAUACAACCGAUCGAUUCCACCACACCUGAAUGUUUCGAGCCGUUGAAAACAGUGCCGAAGUCUCGAUUGAGGCGUUUUUUCGAUUUCUCGAGCUUUGUGAGAGGAUCAGCGGUUGCGGACAGGUCCGGCGCCGGCGAACCGCCGUGCGGCAAAGAGUUUUCCGACGAAUUCGAACCGAGCUCUGUUUGUUUGGAUAAAAUGGUGCAGAAUUUCAUAGAGGAGAGUACCGAGAAGCAGCACUCUGUUGCCGUUGCCGGGGCAGUUAAAUGUUGCCGGAAUAAUCACCACCAGUGCAGUUGCGUUAACGGUGUUAACGGCAACUGUUACUGUAGUACGGAUGGUUCGGAAGAUGAGUUAGAUUCGUUUAAUUGUUUUGGUAACUCUCAUAACCACAGUUCGUCUACAGACGCGUGUGAUCCUCUUAAGAGUUUGGUACUUUGUGAGACAGUUUUCGAAAGAAAUCUGUUGGCGGAUGUUGCGAAAAUCGUUGAUAAACACAAGAUCUGUAAGAGGAAAGAUGAAAUUAGUCGGAAGAUUGUCAUUGAUGGCAUCUUAGGGUUUGGAUACACUGUUUCUUUAUGUAAAUCUCGUUGGGAGAAAACUUCAACAUAUCCUGCAGGGGAAUACGAGUAUAUUGAUGCAGUAAUCGAAGGGGAUCGAGUGAUAAUCGACAUAGAUUUCAGAUCAGAAUUUGAAAUAGCAAGAUCUACCAAAAGCUACAAAGCGGUUCUCCAAAUGCUUCCUCAGAUAUUCGUGGGUAAAGCGGAUCGUCUGCAGAAGAUCAUCAACAUAGUUUCGGAUGCGGCUAAACAAAGCAUGAGGAAGAAAGGAAUGCCUCUGCCUCCAUGGCGAAGAGCGGAUUAUGUUAAAGCUAAAUGGCUGUCUCCCGUUGAUAAUAACAAUAACCAAUCUUUUAAUGAAAUUGGAACAAAAGGUAACACGGUUUCAGACCCGAAAGACCCGAUUUUGGUUGGUGAAUUUGAAGAGGAAGAACAACAAUGGGAGCCAUUGGAGAUUAAGCCAAAGGUGCCAAAGAGUGGAGGUAAAGUUGUUAGCGGUCUAGCCUCUGUGAUCGAAGGCAAAUGAUAACGAUAUAAGAUAACGAUAUAAUUACGAUAUCCGGUUAUAAUUAGUCUAAGUCCUGUUAUAUUUGAAUUUCGUUUCGAAUUUGUGGUUCUUGAUUUUCUUGAUUUGAAUCUUGAAAAUGGAACCCAAAUCACAGAAAUGAUGAUUUGGAUAAAAUGGGAUUUAGAACAACUGGAUUACCCUUAUAAAAGGUUUUGGUAUUUUGACUAUUUUCCAUUUUUGGUUUUUGUUUUUCUUUUUUUGGUCAUUUUGGCACCAUAAAAAAGAAAAAAAAUGAGAGAAAAAUAUAUACCCUAUGAAGAUGAUAAGAUGGAUAGACCGAUGUCCCCUUGGUGUUUUUUGUUGUAAAGGGUCCAUCUUUACUAACUGCUUUUGAUAUAAUAAUAAUGAUAAAUAAAAAAAUAAAUGGAAUAUUCUAUGGUUUGUAGCA
Messenger RNA from Helianthus annuus (common sunflower), 2154 nucleotides. RefSeq lists its product as uncharacterized. Bases 621 to 1724 code for a protein of 367 amino acids. The record is from RefSeq and is a predicted model, not a curated record. Lineage: Eukaryota; Viridiplantae; Streptophyta; Magnoliopsida; Asterales; Asteraceae. The transcript is spliced from 3 exons.